GAAUCAGACUCCCAAAUGUACUGUUUAUCGUCGUUAUGUUUUGUUGUUACAAUGACUUUAUCCGCAACUAAGAAGGCCGAAUAGAAUCCAACACCAAACUGGCCAAUCAUAUCGUUCAUGUCCUGAGCCGUAGACGCAUCUUGCAUUUUACUCAAAAAUUCGGCAGUGCCCGAUUUGGCUAUAGUACCCAAGUUGUUAACGAGAUCCUGUUUGGUCAUACCGAUACCAGUAUCAGUAAUAUGAAGCAUUCCUGCCUCCUUGUCGGCUUUGAUACGGAUAUUCAACUCAGGAUUUGAAUCCAGCACAUUUUUAUCUGUCAGUGACAACAAACGUAUCUUAUCCAAAGCAUCAGAGGCAUUAGAAAUUAAUUCCCUGAGGAAAAUCUAUAAAAAAAAAAUUGUUACAAAAUAUCUUUAAAAUAAGAUUUCAAACUCACUUCUUUAUUUCUAUAUAAAGAGUUGAUGAUGAGUUUCAUCAUCCGAUUAACCUCCGUUUGAAAAGUGAAUUUUUCCGCUUUCUCGCGUAGUUCUUUUAGCUGGGCAACAUUGAGACCGUCCAAUUUAAUUGCUUCUUCUUCCCUUUUAACGACUUCAUCAUCUGAAAAACGUACAGGUAUUGAUCAAACAUGAGUGAACAACAAGAGAAAACAAAUCAGUCGGGUUUUAAGAAAAAAAAUCCUUUCAAACUGUGUUUCGCUCCACAAAAUUUAAUUGGAAAGUCUAAUAUACAAAUUGGAAAACCAUUAAAGUUACCAAGUACAAUUACACCCAAAUUUUAUUGUAAACAUGAAUCUGAGUUCCAAUGCAAAAACGAUGAUUUAAAAAAACAAUUAGAAUAUUUAGAUGUAAAAGGACCCAGAGAAAAAUACAAGGACCCACUCACUGAAAAUCAAAGGUAUGGUUGGUAUCAAGUGCAAUUAACAGAUUUGGACAGGUCUGACAGAAGACUCCACUUUGCCAAACAAACAAAUCCCAUUGUAAAAGAACACUUAAUGAAUUACGAAAAUAUACGUUAAAUUACCUGUUCUUGACCCUUCUCUACUAGCCCCUAAAUCCAAGUCAACCUUUUCGACCGUUCCUUCCCCAAUAGAUUCAUCUGCUCUUGUGAAUCCUAAAAAUGCUAAUUGAAAACCACUAAAAGCUAAACUAAUUUUUAUAUUUACCAAUUAAAAGCAAUAAA
Messenger RNA from Tribolium madens (black flour beetle), 1179 nucleotides. RefSeq lists its product as uncharacterized. NCBI's taxonomy places the organism in Eukaryota, Metazoa, Arthropoda, Insecta, Coleoptera, Tenebrionidae. The transcript is spliced from 3 exons. The coding region runs from base 626 to 1015 and encodes 129 amino acids. The record is from RefSeq and is a predicted model, not a curated record.